GUCUGACUAGAUCGCGGAUUGGGAGAGAAAGAAAUCUAGAGAUUAUCAAAUCGUUACCUUCCCUUUCCUGUAGAUUCUUAUUUCCCAUCCAGUGACCAUCCCCGGCUCUGUUUCCGCCACUUGUAUCUUGUCUCUUGUUAGAUCCGUUUCCCAUUCGAAAACCCCACCAACCGCCAAACUGUUCUCCUCAACCUUUAGAAGAACUCUCCGAUCCAGCGCAUCUGGUCUCACAGUCGCUGCUGCCGCAACCGCCUUCAAGAAAAACACUCCGGUUCAACCUGCCGAACUUCAGGCCGUCACAAAAAGAAACAUGCACAGCAAAGUAGUCAUCAUCGGCUCUGGGCCGGCCGCCCACACUGCCGCCAUCUACCUGGCCCGCGCCGAGCUGAAGCCUGUACUUUACGAGGGCUUCAUGGCCAAUGGCAUCGCCGCCGGUGGCCAGCUCACCACCACGACCGAAAUCGAGAACUUCCCCGGUUUUCCCGAUGGCAUCAUGGGCCAGGAGCUGAUGGACAAGAUGAAGGCUCAGUCUGAGCGUUUCGGCACUCAGAUUAUCAGCGAGACUGUUGCCAAGGUCGACCUCUCUGCCCGCCCCUUCAAGUACGCUACCGAGUGGUCCCCCGAGGAGUACCACACUGCCGACUCCAUCAUCCUGGCCACCGGCGCCUCUGCCCGCAGACUUCAUCUCCCUGGAGAGGAGAAGUACUGGCAGAACGGUAUCUCUGCCUGCGCCGUUUGCGAUGGUGCCGUUCCUAUUUUCCGCAACAAGCACCUCGUUGUCAUUGGUGGUGGCGACUCCGCUGCUGAGGAGGCCAUGUAUCUCACCAAGUAUGGCAGCCACGUUACCGUGUUGGUUCGCAAGGACAAGUUGAGGGCCAGCAGCAUCAUGGCCCAUAGGUUGUUGAACCACGAGAAGGUCACUGUCAGGUUCAACACCGUCGGUGUCGAGGUCAAGGGUGACGACAAGGGUCUCAUGAGCCAUCUGGUCGUCAAGGAUGUUACCACUGGCAAGGAGGAGACUCUUGAGGCCAACGGUCUUUUCUAUGCCAUCGGUCACGAUCCUGCUACCGCCCUCGUCAAGGGCCAGCUUGAGACUGACGCCGAUGGCUAUGUUGUCACCAAGCCUGGCACUACCCUUACCAGCGUUGAGGGUGUAUUUGCUGCUGGUGAUGUUCAGGAUAAGAGGUACAGACAGGCUAUCACCAGUGCCGGUACCGGCUGCAUGGCUGCCCUCGAUGCCGAGAAGUUUUUGUCGGAGCACGAGGAAACCCCCGCCGAACACCGCGACACCAGCGCCGUACAGGGCAACCUCUAGAGUUGAUUUCUUGGAUAGACAGCGUUUCGCUUAAAAAGUUGGUUCUGAAAAUACAGGAAUGAUACCCAGAGUAUGGCCGGCAAUUUUGAAUGCUUGAAAUUUUAGAUGUGCCAUGGAAGAUAAGAGAGAUGUCAGUUGUUGCCGCACCCGGGCAGUUCGUAUAUGUAGUGUUUAUACCAAAACACCAGCGAACAA
Molecule: messenger RNA, 1510 nt
Organism: Neurospora tetrasperma FGSC 2508
Lineage: Eukaryota; Fungi; Ascomycota; Sordariomycetes; Sordariales; Sordariaceae
Product: NADPH thioredoxin reductase
Exons: 3
Coding region: 311-1315 (334 amino acids)
Biological process (GO): removal of superoxide radicals
Cellular component (GO): cytoplasm
Molecular function (GO): thioredoxin-disulfide reductase (NADPH) activity
Source: RefSeq, a predicted model, not a curated record